AUGUCCUUUAGCUCGGCCCCCGUUCACACCGGGAGAGCUCUGUUCACACCGGGAGAGCCCCGUUCACACCGGGAGAGCUCCGUUCACACCGGGAGAGCUCCGUUCACACCGGGAGAGCCCCGUUCACACCGGGAGAGCCCCGUUCACACCGGGAGAGCUCCGUUCACACCGGGAGAGCCCCGUUCACACCGGGAGAUCUCCGUUCACACCGGGAGAGCCCCGUUCACACCGAGGGCGUCCCGUUCACACCGAGGGCGUCCCGUUCACACCGGGGUUUUAUGUUUUUUACGUAUCUUCAAACUCAAAAAACGUUCGGGAGUUUGUCCAGUUUCAGAGAGAGGAUUCCACUUUGUGUUCGUAAAAUCGCAGCUUGUGGCUCUUCAGACCGGUCAUGGAGACUGGACCUCAAACCAUGGAGACUGGACCUCACACCAUGGAGACUGGACCUCACACCAUGGAGACUGGACCUCAGACCAUGGAGACUAG
This is a messenger RNA of Knipowitschia caucasica, 486 nucleotides long. NCBI's taxonomy places the organism in Eukaryota, Metazoa, Chordata, Actinopteri, Gobiiformes, Gobiidae. The record is from the annotation of a GenBank genome assembly.